CUUGGUGCGAGGCGGGGGCGCGGGACCUCGCUCCGGCCGCGGAGCGGCUAUGGGCCCGCGGGGCCCUGGGCGCCGUGCCGCACGAGCACCGGCUGAGAGCUAGGACUGGAGCCGCAAGAUGGCGGAGCAGGACCGUGGGGGCAUCAGCCCCCUCCAGCAGAUGGUGGCCUCGGGCGCUGGGGCUGUGGUCACCUCCCUCUUCAUGACACCCCUGGACGUGGUGAAGGUCCGCCUGCAGUCCCAGCGCCCAUCGGGGGCCAGUGGGCUGACACACCCCUCCAGGCUCUGGAGCCUCUCCUACGCCAACUGGAAGUGCCUGCUGUACUGCAGUGGUGUCCUGGAGCCCCUGUACUUGUGCCCGAACAGUGCCCGCUGUGCCAGCUGGUUUCAGGACCCCACCCGCUUCACUGGCACCAUGGACGCCUUUGUGAAGAUUGUGAGGCACGAGGGCACCAGGACGCUGUGGAGCGGCCUCCCUGCCACCCUGGUGAUGACCGUGCCAGCUACCGCCGUCUACUUCACUGCCUACGACCAGCUCAAGGCCUUCCUGUGUGCUCGAGCCCUGACCUCUGACCUCUACGCGCCCAUGGUGGCUGGCGCACUGGCCCGCCUGGGCACCGUGACCGUGGUCAGCCCCCUGGAGCUGGUGCGGACGAAGCUGCAGGCUCGGCACGUGUCGUACCGGGAGCUGGGCGCCUGUGUUCGGGCUGCAGUGGCCCAGGGUGGCUGGCGCUCGCUGUGGCUGGGCUGGGGCCCCACAGCCCUUCGAGACGUGCCCUUCUCAGCCCUGUACUGGUUCAACUAUGAGCUGGUGAAGAGCUGGCUGAACGGGCGGAGACCGAAGGACCAGACGCCGGUGGGCAUCAGCUUCGUGGCUGGCGGCAUCUCGGGGAUGGUGGCUGCCACCCUGACCCUGCCCUUCGACGUGGUGAAGACUCAGCGCCAGGUGGCUCUGGGAGCCAUGGAGGCCGUGCGAGUGUCACCCCCGCACACCGCCUCCACGUGGCUGCUGCUGCGGAGGAUCCGGGCUGAGUCAGGCACCAGGGGCCUCUUCGCAGGCUUCCUGCCCAGGAUCAUCAAGGCUGCUCCCUCCUGUGCCAUCAUGAUCAGCACUUACGAGUUUGGCAAAAGCUUCUUCCAGAGGCUCAACCAAGACCGGCCUCUGUGCCCCUGAGAGGGGCGAGGAUCCCAGCGUCUCCGCCCCGCGUGGUGGGGGCAGGAAGGGGCUGAGCCAAGUGCCUUUUCCGCAGCACCCAGGGGCAGGGCCCUGCUUCCCCUCCCUCCCCGCCCCCAGCCCCAGGCGGGCUGCCCCCCUGGGCCUCCAGGUCUUUCUCAGUCACAGCUGCUCCCAUCCCCAAGGAUCAUCACUUGCCUACCCCCCAAGUUCAAGACCAAAUCUGCCUCCUGCCCCCAUCCCCACCCCCACCCUGCAUUUCCCUUUGUGUUUGUUAGCUGGGCUGCCUCCAGGAGCCAAGAAACCCUGGCUUGGCUCAGACCCCCUCCCCUGUGAGUUUCUGAAGUCUAAAGAUAAUGAACUUCC
Messenger RNA from Lepus europaeus (European hare), 1540 nucleotides. It is a transcript of the gene SLC25A39, whose product is annotated as solute carrier family 25 member 39. The transcript has 12 exons. NCBI's taxonomy places the organism in Eukaryota, Metazoa, Chordata, Mammalia, Lagomorpha, Leporidae. Bases 119 to 1174 code for a protein of 351 amino acids. Gene Ontology annotation, biological process: mitochondrial transmembrane transport. The record is from RefSeq and is a predicted model, not a curated record.